CCAACUCUUGACGGCGCUGUUGCGAAUGGCUAUUUGGCCCAUUGCUCCUGCAUUCAGCAGCUCGCAAACCAUUCCAUCUUUGUCCUCUUUCCCGUUCUCCGUCGCUGGUAUUGCGUCAUGGAUCCGGCACUUGCGGCCGGUAGCACCGCGUUUGUAGCGCCGAUUGCGCCGGUUGCGCCGCUGCCCGCACCCUCUUUGACCCCCGAUACCUUCAAUGCGCAGUCGCUGGGUCGCGGUUUGAAUGCGCAGGUUAAGCAGUCGCGCGUUCUGAUGGUCGGCGCCGGCGGCAUUGGCUGCGAAUUGCUCAAGAACCUCGUGCUUACCGGCUUUGGCGAGAUCCACGUCGUCGAUCUCGACACUAUCGACCUCAGCAACCUCAACCGACAGUUCUUGUUCCGCCAAGAACAUAUUAAAAAGUCGAAGGCGCUGGUUGCAAAAGAAGUCGCCCAGAAGUUCAACCCCGCCGUUAAGAUCGUUGCGUACCAUGCGAACAUCAAAGAUCCUCGUUUCAGUAUCGAAUGGUUUGGCGGAUUCCGGCUGGUCUUCAAUGCGCUGGAUAAUCUGGAGGCGAGGCGCCACGUCAACAAGAUGUGCCUGGCAGCUGAUGUGCCGCUGAUCGAGAGCGGGACAACCGGCUUCAAUGGCCAGGUUCAGGUCAUCAGGAAAGGCGUCACGGCUUGCUAUGACUGCGCGCCGAAGGAAACACCCAAGACGUUCCCCGUUUGCACCAUCCGGAGCACGCCGAGCCAACCGAUCCACUGCAUUGUCUGGGGGAAGAGCUACCUGCUCAACGAGAUCUUUGGAACAAGCGAGGACGAGUCGGUCUUUGACCACUCCUCCGACGCCGACAACGCACAGGAGAUCGAAGAACUCAAGAGGGAGUCUGCCGUAUUAAGAACGAUUCGCGAGUCAGUCGGCAGCCCGGAAUUCCACCAGAUACUCUUUGACAAGGUGUUCAACACAGACAUAGUCCGGCUACGGUCUAUGGAGGACAUGUGGAAGAGCAGGAAGCCGCCAGAGCCCCUCAAGUACGAGGAUCUGCUAGAGAGGGCAUCGGGGGCUUUGGCAAAUAAAGAUGCCGUGUUGAAAGACGACCAGAGAGUCUGGUCGCUAGAAGAGACCUUCGUCGUCUUCAAGGAUAGCUUGGACCGGCUGAGCAAGCGUAUGCUGGACCUCAAGGCUGCCACAAACGGCUCAGGGCAGGCUGCGAUCAUCACGUUUGACAAGGAUGACGACGAUACGCUUGACUUUGUCGCUGCGAGCGCAAAUAUCAGGUCGACUCUCUUCGGCAUUGAUCGCAAGUCUAAGUUCGACAUCAAGCAGAUGGCUGGCAACAUCAUCCCCGCCAUCGCGACAACAAACGCCAUAGUGGCCGGUCUAUGCGUCCUCGAGGCGUUCAAGGUGCUCAAGGGCGAGUACGACAGGGCCAAGGAAGUGUUCCUGACCCCAUUUGCGCCCGCCCGUCUCCUCGCCUCGGAUAAAUCCAGGGCGCCGAACCCCGACUGCCCGGUCUGCAGCGUCUUCCAGACGCGGGCCUAUGUCGACCUGUCGAGGGCGACGUUGAACGACCUCGUGGAGGACUUUUUGAAGCUCCAACUCGGCUACGGUGACAAGGAGAUUUCCGUCAGCAACGAGGUCGGCAUUCUUUACGAUCCGGAUGAGACGGACAACCUCGACAAAAAGCUGAGUGAACUCGGCAUCAAGCCGGAUUCCUUCCUGACCAUCACCGACGAGGAUGACGAGAACCCCUACGUCAACGUGGUGGUCGCUAUCCAGGAGGCCAAGGAGCCCCUCGAGGACAAGCCCAUCAAAGCCGUCUCCUCGGAAGAAGUCAAGAUUCCGACCAAGCCCAAGAAGACACUAGCGCCGGAUGCGCACGGCCAAAACGGGCUCGGCACGGAGAACGGCAGUAGGCAACAGAACGAGGCCAUAGUCGAAGUCACGCCAGCGAAGCGACCACAUCCGGAUGGCCCUGAGGAUGUUGGGGCGGCCAAGAAGGCGAAGACUUCCGCAUGGUCGAAGCCGAAUAAGGAGGACAAUGAAAUCGUGGUCCUCGACGACAGCGCCGGGGGUGCCAUUGUCAUUGACGAUGACUGAGAAGUCCUUAUCAGACGGGCAGCGCGUCGUCUGCCCGCGACAAACCAGCCUCAGGCGGCACUUAACCCGCCAUCGAGAGUGAGGAUGCAGUUAUUGGCGUACUGGUUUUUGGCGAGGAAGGCUGCGGCGUCGGCGACCUCCUCGGCCGUCCCGAAGCGUUGGAGCGGUAUCCUUUUGAUGAUCUCGUCUUUCUGCGGGAUAUCUUUGGCGAACGGGAUGUAGGAUUAGCUUUUGGGCAAAUGUACGAAUGCGGAACCGGAUGGGAGUUGGAGAGAGGCGCAAAUGGCCGGCCGGCAACUCUGUGUGGGAAAAUACCGUAGAGGCUUCAUCGCGAUGAUAUUCACGAAAUCAAGCAGCCGCAGACUC
This is a messenger RNA of Thermothielavioides terrestris NRRL 8126, 2463 nucleotides long. RefSeq lists its product as uncharacterized. Gene Ontology annotation, molecular function: SUMO activating enzyme activity. Lineage: Eukaryota; Fungi; Ascomycota; Sordariomycetes; Sordariales; Chaetomiaceae. The transcript has 5 exons. Gene Ontology annotation, cellular component: SUMO activating enzyme complex; cytoplasm. The record is from RefSeq and is a predicted model, not a curated record. Gene Ontology annotation, biological process: protein sumoylation. The coding region runs from base 118 to 2097 and encodes 659 amino acids.